This is a messenger RNA of Dufourea novaeangliae, 2088 nucleotides long. Its product is annotated as A-agglutinin anchorage subunit-like. Gene Ontology annotation, molecular function: serine-type endopeptidase inhibitor activity. Bases 1 to 2088 code for a protein of 695 amino acids. The transcript has 7 exons. Lineage: Eukaryota; Metazoa; Arthropoda; Insecta; Hymenoptera; Halictidae. The record is from RefSeq and is a predicted model, not a curated record.
AUGGGGACAACGGUGCCCUGGGUUGUCCUGCUGCAACUGCUGUCCGUGCUCGUCCACGGCUACGACAACGUGGGAUUCGACGGCUGGUAUCAACCGGUUCCGCAUAGGCCGGUCGACAUCAUCACGGACGUUAUUAACGAUCUGGGCGUGCGGAUUCUCCAGCAGUACACCGGCCAGGGAAACGUGGCAUUCUCGCCGUCGGGGGUUGGCUUCGUUCUGGCGGCAUUGUACGAGGGUUCGGCGGGCAGGGGAAGGCAACAGAUCGCUGACGCGUUGGGCCUGCCGCGGGACCGAGACGUCACCCGGCUCGGUUUUCGCGACAUUCAUCGUAGACUUAGGACGUAUCUGAACGCUGAUGGGUUCCUCGGAGGUCUGACGCUCAAUCAGGAGAACACUAGGUUGCGUUCAGAGUACGAGGACAUCUUGAGAUUCUACGGGUUCGAUCUGUCUAUUCCCGACGAUACCAACGAUACCACGAAUUCCACGCCCCUGACGGACCAACCGGUGACGGAUGCAGGAACACCGGUUCCAGAAGCAACGACUAUGCCAGUAACGACUCCGCAACGACCGAUGCAAGAGACCACAAGCGAGGCAACCGUGUCGACAACACAGCCUGUCGAGCUACUCGGUAUGACGAUGAACACGGCGGACACGCAGGACAGGUUGACGCAAACUACUUCCGCGAGUACGAAUCCCAUGGACGCUACCGAACCCGCUACCUCAACCGACCGGUCCACGGUUUCAUCCAGGCCGAUGUCAUCGACGAUGUCAGAGAUCGCUACCACGAUAGCCUCUGCCAUUACCGAUGCAUCGCAGACGACUACUGUUCAACCAUCGACGGUGGCCGGUUCUACUCAAAGUGCAACAACCACAGAGUCCACAACCGUUUCCUCACCUUCGACCAGUUCUGACGCUACUUUGGCUACUCCUGGGACGUCUAUGACCACAGAAGCAGCUACGGAGUCUACAACCCGUGGACAGACGACUGUCGUCUUGGACAUAUCUAAUUCUGAUACUACAGAGACUGUGCCAGAGUCAAUAAUGACCUCAACGACGAUAGGGACUACCACCACUAUGGUGACUAUGUCGAUGGGAACACCCACCACGUCGAUGACUAUGUUAGCUUCCAGUACGGUUACGAGUCCGUCGAUUUCCAACGAAACGCAGGCGGAUCAAGGAACUAGCCCCACCAAUGGACCACCUGCCGAUGCGAAUACCGUUUCAACGGACUCGUCCAACGAUCAGAUAGCCCCUAGCGAGAUGGGAUCCACCGAUUCGCCGUCCACGACCGCUGCUACAAGUGAAACAGUGUCGAACGGCCAGACAACCACCGUGUCCUCGACUGCCACUGACGCGAUGACCAGGAGGAAGCGCAGUCUGAGGACACCCAGGGGAUUCUUCUCGAGUUAUCCAGACGAAGGAAUCUGGAUGCAAGACCUGGGCAUUUGGAAGCCUUAUCCGCCCAGUCUGACCGAGGCGUCCGUUAGGGACUCGACGGAGAUAUCGUUCUUGGUGAACGGCUGCGACGUCUCCUCCGUCACUGCUUCCAGAUACUUUGCUGUUCUGCCUUUCGCCUAUUUCCCAUCGCUGCACGCGGUUGCCGUUGAGUUUCCGUUGGACGAUCCCAGAUACAAUAUUCUCCUGCUUAUGGCCACGGACAGAAGGGACACGUAUCGAUUGGCACGCGAUCUCGGCGGGAAGUCGUUGAGGCUGUUGAGGAAGCAGUUACAGGCGACUUGGGUCAGGGCCACCAUUCCGUCGUUCAUGUUGCGCGGUUUCGUCACCUUGACGUCUUUCCUCCAGAGGCUGGGAAUCGUGGACGUUUUCGAGCCGAGGGCGGCUGAUCUGUCGCCAAUGACACCGGACCUGGGCGUGUACGCGAGGGACGUGCAGCAGAGCAUCGGCGUGAACAUCAGGAAUUACAUGAAACCGGAUAGGACCCACUCUCGCAACGGAUUAUACGAAAGAGCUGGACCAGUACCAUUCACGGCCGUCCAUCCGUUCCUCUACUUCAUCGUCGAUGCUGAAACCUCGGUGGCCUUGAUCGCCGGUCGAGUCAACGAUCCACUAAAUUCCCGAAUCCUCUAA